AUGGGUGGAGGAUGUUGCGAUGUAGGAUUCGGAUGUACAGUUCUUAGUGGAACGAAUUAUUGCGCCGCAACCACCGGUACAUUAUCUGCUAUUCGUACAGGUAGUAAUGGAAUAAUGGCCACGGGUACCUCAAAUUCCACAUCCACUUCUCAUGGUCUAUCCACAGGUGCCAAAGCCGGAAUCGGCGUCGGAGUAUCAAUUCUCGCACUAGCAAGUAUAGGAGCUUGUAUAUAUUUCUUCACCAUCCACCGCCGACGUUCCCUUCAACCAAGAACAUCUUCAAACCCCAAUGCCGAUAUACCUCCAGCCAUGUCCCAAUUCUCUGGCUCGCAUUUAUCUCAUACCGCUGCCUCGAAAGCAGGUUCCAAGACAUCAAAACCAUCUCGAAAUAUGAGAAAAGAUUCUGAUUAUUUUGGUGCAACAGCGCCAAGUGGACCUUUUACCGAGGGAACUAUAGAUGCGACGACGAGUCCUGGGUAUGCGUAUGGUCAUGUAAAUCAUAGGGGUGUACCGGCGACACCGCAGAGUCCGAGUGAUAUUGCCGCACCGGUGGAGAUUGGAGGGAGGGAAAGAGAGAUGGAGAAAAGUGAGAGUAUGGUUACGACGCCUGGGGAGGGGUGGGAGUAUGUUAAAGACGGGAAGUUUAGGGAGGGAAUUACUGAGUUGGAGUGA
Molecule: messenger RNA, 672 nt
Organism: Sclerotinia sclerotiorum 1980 UF-70
Lineage: Eukaryota; Fungi; Ascomycota; Leotiomycetes; Helotiales; Sclerotiniaceae
Exons: 1
Coding region: 1-672 (223 amino acids)
Source: RefSeq, a predicted model, not a curated record